Molecule: messenger RNA, 1186 nt
Organism: Amphimedon queenslandica
Lineage: Eukaryota; Metazoa; Porifera; Demospongiae; Haplosclerida; Niphatidae
Exons: 5
Coding region: 6-1076 (356 amino acids)
Source: RefSeq, a predicted model, not a curated record
AAAUAAUGAGGGACCUCAUGCUACAAUUCUCUAUUACACAUACAUUAGAAGAUCUUGAUACUCUAAGAUGCAUAUUUAAAAAAGCUUUUCAAGAAAUGCAUCAACAUUCAUUAAAUGAGGAGAGACUUGUUGAUAUCUUCUGCAGAUUACAAGAAGCUAAUAUUUGUACUGUUGAGUUACUACAAAAUGUCAAGAAGUGUGCAGAAUUCUGUAAGCAAUUUUCUUCUACUACUUCUAAAUAUGACUUUUAUCAGUUUUUCUAUCGUAUCUUUGACCCCAUUAUUAAUAGUAUAAAAAACUCGAUCACCAAGUUCAAAUAUGCUGCCAGUAUAUAUGGUGCCAGUAUAAUCGAGUACAUGUAUAUACCAUUAUUUUCUCUUGAUAUAAUGGUUUAUAUUAUCCCCAUCAUCAUCAUUGUUAUUUUCCUGUUCAUCUGUCAACCCUCUCUGGAAUCUGUUACUGAUAUGGAACAGUUGACAAUAUUUGCCACUGUCAUUCACCUUAUCAUAUGUGGAGAUGUUGAGAGUAAUCCUGGACCAGAAUAUGAUGCAGAAGAACUGCUAAGAAAGGAGCCAAAAGUUUCUGAUUUCCAAAGGAUAUUUAUUCAAUCUGGUGCUGCAUGUCACUGGCAAAUCUUAGGUAGAGCAUUAGACAUCGAUGUGAAUGACCUGAUUGAUUGUCCACACUCUGCAGCAGUUAUGAUUGGGACUGUUUUUGAAAGGUGGAGGGAUCAGCAUAAAGAUUUCACGUGGAAAAGGAUUAUUCGAGCUUGUGAAGGUUAUGAUCAGUUUGGGAGAGUUCGUGAUGCCAUCAUUAAGUUUCUGUCAUCCCGUGAAGCACACAGCAAGUAUGGAAGUGAACCUGACUUUGACUGUACUUACACUGGAAGUAUCACGAUACACAAAGAGAGCAAGGAGAAUGAAAAUGGAUAUUUAAACAAAACAGUUAUUAUAUUACUGAUAGCCCUCAUUGUAUUAGUCUUGUGCAACUUCAUUUAUCAAGUAUGGGCUGACUUAGCCUUGCAAGGCCAGGGCUGGCCUCGUGAGACUACAUGCAGGACUGACUGUGAAUGCUGAAAACAUUGCUUUUUAACACUGCUGCAACUGUAAUAUGUACUGUUUUAUUAUAUUAUAUUUUUAUGUUCUGUAAAUAAUUUUUUACAAAAAUUUGAAGUGUUCGAUGAUAA